AAUAAAAAAGAAGAAGAAGAAGAGAGGGCGGAAUAAUAAAGCAGGUGAGGAUCAGCGACGAGAACAGAACGCGAGAAGAAGAAGAAGAAAAACUCCAUAGGCGCGCAGAGAUGGAGCGACCCAGAAACUAAACCCUCCAUCGAAGGCGGCGGCCGUCGAGAUUUUCGCCGGCGGGACCUUUUCCGGGGGCCCCCACAUCCGUUCGUCCUCCGCCGUCUGCUCCGGAAUCCUUCCCCGAGGGGGGGAAAAGGGGAGGAAAGGGGGGAAAAGGUCGCUUCUUGGUCCUUCGCCGCCUGUCUCAUCCAUGCCCGAGACCGGACCCGCCGCGACGGCCGCAGAUCCGAUCCCGACGACCCAGAAUUUCCCAGACUCCGCCCAGCGGGAGCACCGGUUCCGCGGCGUCCGGAGGCGGCCCUGGGGCAGGUUCGCCGCCGAGAUCCGGGACCCGUGGAAGAAGGCCCGAAUCUGGCUCGGCACCUUCGACUCCGCCGAGGACGCCGCCCGCGCCUACGACGAGGCCGCCCUCUCCCUCCGCGGGCCCAAGGCCAAGACCAACUUCCCUCUCGACCCGCUCACCGGCUUGCCCCAGGCCGCGCCGUCCCCGGCGGCGCUCCUCCCUAGGCCCCGGCCGCGGCCCCGGCCCCGCGGCCGGCGGCGCCGCGGCCCGCCCGCGGAGGAUUUCCACGUCAACCGGCCGACCAGCAGCAGCCUGAGCAGCACGGUGGAGUCGUACAGCGGUCCCCGGGUCUCGCAUCCGGCACCGGCGGUCCCCAGGGUCGUGGCCGUCCCCAGGGCCCCGCCGGAGGACUGCCGGAGCGACUGCGACUCGUCGUCGUCGGUGAUUGACGACGUGGACGACUGCUGCGUGCUGGCGCCCUCGUGCUUCCGGAGAGCGUUGCAGUUCGAUCUGAACCUGCCUCCGCCGCUGGAGGACGCGGAUCUCGACGGUGAGGAGCUUCGCGCCACUGCCCUGCGCCUCUGAUCCAUUGUACGACCAGGAUUUGAUAUCAAGUUUUCUCUUCUUUUUUUGGGGGUAUUUCCAUCACUUUACGACCUCUAAUCUUGUAUCGCGUUCCGGGAAGAAUGAUAAAGAGAGAGUGGAGAGAUUCGGGCAAUCUUGUUUUCUUUUUUUUUUCUCCAGAGAUAAUCUACUUAUUUUUAGAUCUCCUGUAGAUUAUAUGCUUUUGUCCAUGAAACUUGAUGGGCUUUCGGAUAGAAGAUUUAUGUAUCUGCUAAUCAGACCUUGUUGAUCUGCGUGUACAAAAAUGUCAUCUCCUUUUUGGCUAAGAAUAAUCCUUAUGACUCAA
Molecule: messenger RNA, 1307 nt
Organism: Eucalyptus grandis
Lineage: Eukaryota; Viridiplantae; Streptophyta; Magnoliopsida; Myrtales; Myrtaceae
Product: ethylene-responsive transcription factor 3
Exons: 1
Coding region: 305-982 (225 amino acids)
Biological process (GO): regulation of DNA-templated transcription
Molecular function (GO): DNA binding; DNA-binding transcription factor activity
Source: RefSeq, a predicted model, not a curated record